Messenger RNA from Salarias fasciatus (jewelled blenny), 4575 nucleotides. It is a transcript of the gene fubp1, whose product is annotated as far upstream element (FUSE) binding protein 1. The record is from RefSeq and is a predicted model, not a curated record. Gene Ontology annotation, biological process: regulation of DNA-templated transcription. NCBI's taxonomy places the organism in Eukaryota, Metazoa, Chordata, Actinopteri, Blenniiformes, Blenniidae. The coding region runs from base 49 to 2088 and encodes 679 amino acids. Gene Ontology annotation, molecular function: RNA binding. The transcript is spliced from 19 exons.
CGAAGAAUCCCGCCAUCUUGUAGCUGGAGCGGCCGAGGAGCAGCGGAUAUGGCAGACUACAGCAGCGUGGCUCCCCCGUCCUCUAACAGCGGAGGAGGGAUGAACGACGCUUUCAAAGACGCUCUGCAGCGAGCUCGUCAGAUCGCAGCGAAGAUCGGCGGCGACGGCGUUGCGGGACCCCCGUCGAACGAGUUCGCCUACGGAGGCCAGAAAAGGCCCCUGGAGGACGCUGGUGGGUAUUUUCCCAUGCCUAACCUGAAUAUCGACCAACCAGAGACCAAGAAAGUGGCCACAAAUGAUGCCUUUUCUGCCAUCGGAGGAAUGAGUGGUCCCCCCAGGUCAACUUCCGAAGAAUUCAAGGUUCCAGAUGGGAUGGUCGGAUUCAUUAUUGGCAGAGGAGGAGAGCAGAUAUCACGUCUUCAGCAGGAGUCUGGAUGUAAAAUACAGAUUGCACCUGACAGUGGAGGGAUGCCGGAGAGGUCGGUGACACUAACAGGACCACCAGAAUCAAUCCAGACCGCAAAGCGGCUACUAACAGAGAUCGUGGAGAAAGGUCGACCUGCACCGGCCUUUCACCACAACGACGGCCCGGGGAUGACCGUUCAGGAGAUCAUGGUCCCUGCCACCAAAGCUGGCCUCGUCAUCGGGAAGGGAGGGGAGACCAUAAAAAGCCUUCAGGAGCGAGCUGGAGUGAAGAUGGUCAUGAUUCAAGACGGACCCCAGAACACAGGCGCCGACAAGCCGCUGCGCAUUUCAGGGGAGCCUUUCAAAGUCCAGCAAGCCAAAGAGAUGGUGAUGGAGCUGAUCAGAGAGCAGGGCUUCAGGGAGCAGAGGGGAGAGUACGGCUCCCGUGUCGGGGGAGACAGCCUAGACGUUCCCGUCCCGCGGUUUGCAGUCGGAAUCGUUAUCGGUAGAAACGGGGAAAUGAUUAAGAAGAUCCAGAACGACACGGGCGUCCGGAUCCAGUUCAAACCCGACGACGGCAGCACGCCGGAGAGGAUAGCCCAGAUCAUGGGCCCGCCCGACCAGGCGCAGCACGCGGCGGAGAUCAUCUCCGACCUGCUGCGGAGCGUCCAGGCCGGGGGCCCCCCGGGGCACGGCGGGGGCCGGGGGCGGGGCCGCGGCCAGGGCAACUGGAACAUGGGGCCUCCCGGCGGCCUGCAGGAGUUCACCUUCACCGUCCCCACCGUGAAGACCGGCCUGAUCAUUGGGAAAGGCGGCGAGACAAUCAAAGGCAUCAGCCAGCAGUCCGGAGCCCGGAUCGAGCUCCAGAGGAACCCUCCGCCCAACGCCGACCCCAACAUCAAGAUGUUCACCGUCAGAGGCUCGCCCCAGCAGAUCGACUACGCCCGGCAGCUGGUGGAGGAGAAGAUCGGGGGUCCAGUCACCCCCAUGGGCGGUCCGCACGGCCCCCCUGGCCCACACGGAGGACCCGGCCCACAUGGUCCUCCAGGACCUCCUGGACCGCCCGGUGCUCCCAUGGGUCCCUACAAUCCUGGACCGUACAACCAGGGACCACCUGGACCACACGGUCCUCCUGCUCCCUAUCAGCCUCAAGGAUGGGGCAACGGUUACCCACACUGGCAGCAGGGACAGCCGGAUCCAAAUAAAGCCGCCGCCGACGCCAACGCCGCAGCGUGGGCGGCGUACUACGCCCAGUACAGCCAGCAGCCGCAGGCCCCCAUGACCCCGACCAGCGGGGCGCCCGGCACCACUCAGACCAACGGCCAAGGUGACCCACAGGCUGCAGGUCAGAGUGGACAGGCAGAUUACACCAAGGCCUGGGAGGAAUAUUACAAGAAAAUGGGUCAGCAGAGUCAGCAGCCUCAGGACUACACGAAAGCCUGGGAGGAGUAUUACAAGAAACAAGGUCAAGCCGCCCCCCAGGCCACGGCGGCGGCGGCCGCCUCUCAGCCCGGCGGCCAGCCGGACUACAGCGCCGCCUGGGCGGAGUACUACCGGCAGCAGGCGGCGUACUAUGGCACGGCCAACCCCCAGACGAUGGGCGCCGCGCCACAAGCCCCUCAGGUACACCCCCGCCGAGAAUCCGCCCGCCACAUUCACACACCCAGUCCAUGUUCACCGUGACGCUUCCCCCCGCAGGCUCCCACAGGGCGCCGGUGACCCGCGACAGCAGCUCUAACCAAACACUUCCUCCCACAGGGUUUUUUUUUUUUUAAUGGGAAGCCGCGUCCAGUUUCUGCUGUUAACAUGCACUGUAUCUUCUAUGUAUUUCCUCUGCACAGGGCCAGUAAUGUGAAGUGGACAUAAAGUAAAUGCUACAUUGUCGAAACAAAAUCCUUUGUUAAAUGUUUGGAUGCAGACGCCUUGAUGAAGAUCUUAAAUUUCCUUGGUUUGAAAGUGUUUCACACAGAUGGCAGAUUUCCCGGCGAACACGUCCUCUUUGGUUUUUCUUUUCUUUUCUUUUUUUUCUUUCUUUGUUUUCCUUGUAAAUGCUUUGUUUUUAGUGAGGUAAUCCUACAUAUGGUCAUUCCAGCCCCUGUAUCUACAUUAAAUGUGGUUUAGAACUCAUGUUUAUUAUUAAACUGUAGACAUUUCCAUGUAAAUCAUCUCAGUUUUAAAAAAAAAAUGCUAUUUGCCUGUUGUGUUUUUGCAAUAAAACAAACUGAAACCUCCUGUGUGGGUAAGUUCCGGUGCUCCUGAAGCCGAAUGAGUCCCUGUACGGUUGUGUUGCGCUGACAUGUGGGGAGGGGAGGGGGGGGUUUUGAUUGUCCAAAGAAAAGUACGAUCAGCUGACUCCAGGUUGUGCUGUCCUGUCUCUCUCCAACUGUCUCUAAAUGCUCGUAGAAACGUAACGCUCAUGCAGUGAUCCAGCAGCCGUCCCUGUUGAUAGACUUGUUCUCACUUUAUUUUGAUUUUGAUUUAGCUGUAGAAGAGAAAAUGUUUGUGAUGGGGAAGUGUGUUGUGUCCGGUAUCUUCUCAUGCAUUAACUGCGUUGCUGGUUGUGUGCUGACAUUUGUGGAGGUAGUAUUAUUGCACUGUAUUUUGCCUUGAUAGCCAUCAUUUCCUCCUCCUCCUCCUCCACAGGCGAGUUUAGACAAAACUUAACAAAAAAACAAACAAAAGCAGCGGUAAGCAAGUACUGUUCUUCACAUGUUCCUCAGAAAAUCUAAGAACUGUUGCAUAUUUUUUUAGUGUUAUCACGUCGAUUUCUUUGCUGUUCUUUUUCCCAGGGCAGUCAGGUAAAAAAAAACAACACAAACCCAAUAAUUGACACUGUAUGGAAAUACAUGCAUUGAAACGUUUGUCAUGCCCAAUUGUGAACUAACUCACGUGUCUAAAACGUAUUUUCUAAAGAUGUUUUUUUAAUAUAAAAACAUUGCCAGAAGUCGUCACGUUGCUGUUGCUGUUGUUGCUGUGCCCGCUCUGUUAGUGUUGAUCCAGUUUGAGGAGGUAGAUGUAGGGUCGGGGGUGGCUAAGCAGUCUCCAUCCAUCAGUUGAGCCCUCCUAAGAUGUAAGUACUGACCUCUGAGAAAUCCUCUCCUCCUUUUUUUUUUUGUGAUGCUUCAUGAACUGCAAAAGUAGUGAUUCUUUUUGUCAAAUAUUGCCGUUUCCCCCCCAUGUUGUGGGUAAGUAUGAAUUGUUCCAGGACAGGCAUAGUACUUGAUGAGAUUCUGAUGAUUCUUGCACCACAUGUUUCUGAGACGUAAUCUUAUGUGACUGCAUAACAUCCAGAGUUGAUUUUUAAAUUUUUUUUUUUUUUGUUUGUGUGUGCGUGUGUGUGUGCGUGUGUGUGUGUGUAGGUAGCAUUUCCAAACUGAGGGUCUUGAAUGUCAGCGCUCGUGUUUAAGCUGGCUGGUAGGAACUGUAAGAUGUGGGGUUAUCUUUGCGUUGUGAUCUCUCUGACCUGCCAAGUGCCAUUGUGUAGUCAAUGUUCUGUUCUCUCCUACAUGAAAAUGCCAUUUAAUUGCAGCCCAUGAGCAAGUUCUUCCAGCGUAGCAUGCUUAGGUUUCUGCUGAUCAUCUCUCCAAUGUCCUACAUGAGCAUGAUGUUGAAUGCGAUUAGUGGAAGUGCAAGCUCAGUAUUGAUUAUUCUCUUCUGAAUGAGCACUGUCUGUGAAAAGGCUGUUGACAUUGAGAUCUAAAGACACAAAUUACUAUAUUUCUUUUGCAUUGUUCACUGAUGGCAAACAGUGCGAUUAUAUCUGAUCUUUGCAGUGUCGUCCCUGACCUUGCACCUUAGGUUCUGCUGCAAUAACACAGGUAAGCGCAACCUAAGGAAACCAGUGCAUUUCUCUCUAUUGUCCAGUGACAUGACCAGUAACCGUGCAAACAAAUGCUUACCUGUGUUGUUAGAAAUGAUAUUCAUGAAUGAACAGCCAUAAUUUUUUUGUGCCCCCCCCCAUCCUAUAAUAAGAUCUGCUUUCUUGAAUGAACUGCAUGACAUGAGCUGUAUUUCCAAACUUCACUAAGAGAAGGUUUAUUUUAACAAAAGGAGGAAAUGUUGUCAUUGUGGUAUGUGCAUUAUAUUAUAUUUUAUAAUAAGUAGCUUGAUCUUUGCACUCCGGUAAGUUUUGACAGCGACUGUAUCGAUGCUGUAGAUUGGUUUGAAAGU